ACUGUGUCGCGUGAGUAACCCGGCCCGGUGUGGGGACGCCAGGUGGCGAGACGUCACGAGACCUUACCCGCCUCAGAAGUCUCACUACUGGGGGACCCUGGUAGCGAACUUACGAUGAAAUCAGCAGACUGCUGGAUAUUGAGUUUGUUGGUAAUCUUGGUUUUACUGUGGAUUUCUGGCACCGACUCCCAUACCUUUACUGAGCGCCAACAUGAAAAUGGCAGACGAAAUGAAGUGAUUAAAGUUCAGAAAAGAGGAUAUUAUUGGUGCUGGAAACAUUGUUCCAGAUUGGCAAACUGCAUAUAUUUAGUAGGAGGUACCCAUUGCAGAUGUAAGCAGGGAUUUACAGGGAACGGUUAUACAUGUACAGAUAUUGACGAAUGCUACAAGAGAACAGCAAAUUGUGAUGCACGUGAAUUCUGCACCAACACAUUCGGCUCUUAUAAAUGUUCAUGUAAAACAGGAUUUGAAAGAAACGAAGAAACCGGGAAAUGUGACGAUAUCAACGAAUGUGAAAGGCGAACCGAUAACUGCAACAAAACCUACACCUAUUGCAAAAACACUAUUGGAUUAUACUCCUGCUCAUGUAAGACCGGCUUUGAACCGUGGAGCAAUGAUUGUAGAAAUAUCAACGAAUGUCUGAGAAAUACUCACGUAUGUUCUGCACACGCCUCAUGCACAGACACGUGGGGUUCAUACACCUGCUCGUGUAGGACUGGCUUUGAAGGAAAUGGUAGAAUUUGCAAUGUCAGAAACAGAUAAAUUACGAACACGAAAACCAAAACAUCACCCCCAGACAACGUGUACAAAUGUCAACGGAUCACUUUACUGUAUGUGUUUAACUUUGGAUAUAAAGGAAAUGGGCACACCUGCAAAGGUGUUUUAUUUUGAUAAUGUUUUUGGUGUGUUAUUACAUCAAUAUCAAUACUUGUGUUACUUGUCUUUCAAUUUAAGAACAAUUAACGACGGGACCAUUAUGUUAGAUAUAUUCAUCAAUUUUCUAGAUGUACACAAAUGCGAUAUUGGAACCCACAGUUGACACAAUCAGGCGACAUGUACAAACAGCAUUCGCUCAUUCAACUGUCAUUUACAAGACAAUGAGUAUCGUACCUUAGACAUAAGCUUGAUUUUCUUAAUGAGGAAAUAUCUUUUUAAACAAACAAAAAACCGCUGUGUGACUUACUUGGUUAUAGGAAGAAACCGGCAAGCUAAUAAUUAAACAUGGAGUUUCUAACACGUGUCCAUCACUAAAAGUGGUCUCCAAUAUAGAUUCUCAUUUCACAACGUUCUCUUUUAAACUAUUUUUACUUCUUUUUUUCCUCUCCGAACGCGUUAUCCCAUUGCCAACGGACCGAUCACGUUUUCGCGUUGACAUCUUGAGUACGUUUUAACAAUAGCUUGUCACAUCACAUGCUUUGGAAUAUUUCAAGGGUGGGUGUUUAUUAGCCGACUCGACUACAAACAAAUUAAUUCAAAUUUACAUUUAAUACUUUUAAAUGCGUUUCAUUAAAACUGUAUAAUUUGCAGAAAAUUAAAACUGUUGUAGCUUAAUUGAAAAACGCAAACAUUUCUUUCUUUUAUAAUUUUUAUUUCAAAUGGUAUAUACACCUUUAAUCUAAGGUAUGUAUGGAUGAUCUCCAAUCUUCAGCAAUGUCCUUCGAUAACUCUAAAUAAUCCGGAAUUGUUUUAUUUGUACAAUAAAUCUGCCUUUUACAUUUUUCAUAGAAAAAUAUUAAUUAGUCUUCUAAUGUUAAUAGUUUAAAUAACCAUAUAAUUAUAUAUUUGUCUAAAUGGGUCUAUGGAGAUCUAUAUCUUGUAACUGCCUAUAGGAAAGGGGUUAGAACCAAUGAUGUACCUGUACAAACAUUUCUUUUAAUUUUAUCCCAGCUGGUAUAAAUAUUAAAUUGUUUGUAUAUUUCAUCAUUCAUGUAUGGCAAAUCUGUAAUAACUUUGUCAAAUUCAUGGAUACUAUAAUAAAUUUCUUUUUUAUGUCAUUUUAUUUAUAAAGUUGGAAGGACGAAUAACAAUUAUAUGAUAAAAAAAUUAUUCAUGGUUGAGGAUCGGAAAACCUGAACAUAUAGGAUAAUAUUAAAUUUUCAAAUCUAAAACAUUAGGUUUUUAUCUUUACUAAAAAAAAUAUGGCUUUACAAAUCUGUUAAUACUUGUUGAGGUAAAUAUUAUGCUUAACUUGUAGACCAUCUUACCUCAUUAAGAAAAUUUAAUAACAUAAGAUUCAAUACUUGUAUAACAUGCGCUACAUGAAGCCCUGCUGAAUUGGAUUUCAAUAAAAAAAAAACCACACAACUAAUAAAACAAACCAUUUAUU
Molecule: messenger RNA, 2326 nt
Organism: Magallana angulata
Lineage: Eukaryota; Metazoa; Mollusca; Bivalvia; Ostreida; Ostreidae
Product: adhesion G protein-coupled receptor E1-like
Exons: 7
Coding region: 115-762 (215 amino acids)
Molecular function (GO): calcium ion binding
Source: RefSeq, a predicted model, not a curated record